AUGCAAGAGAGUUCAGGCAAUACGGCAGAAGCACCAGAGAAGAUGCACCACGGCAGUGACUCCCCGGAAGAGGAAGACAUACCGAUACUUGUACCAGGCGCCCCGGCGAUGGCGAUGUUUGUCCCCUUGGAAGAGAAUCUUUUCGAGCCCUUCGAUGUUCCCCAAAAGAAGAGCGACCGUCUGAGGCUCUCUCAGCAAAAUAUCGAGAAGCACACAGCUGCCGUAGAGCAGAACAUUAGGUACAUAUACGAACGGGAACAUCGGCGUAUCCUACAGCACGCAAACAAGUUGGAGGCGACCAAUGGCGUCUUCGAGAUCACCACAGGCCUUAUGCCGGGUGAAGAGGAACUCAUCAUGGAAUACGUGAACGCACCGAUUCCUCGCGAUGCCGACUACAGCAAUCGUCACUUGUCAACGUACGCAUACCCCGAAAUCCCGGGCGAUUUGCCGCCGAGGCAGGCGGCACUUCAUUGGUCGCUUUACAACGCCGGCCAGGCCCUGGUGCAACUAGGAGGUUAUGCCACUCAUGCGCAAGAGAUCAAGAACCACUACAAGGCAGCCUUGGAGAAGGAGCUCGCGCAGGAGGAAGCAUCUGCCAACCACAGACAGGACGGUGGGCCUGCUCGGAGCGAGAAACGACAACGCAUAGCGUGA
This is a messenger RNA of Colletotrichum graminicola M1.001, 654 nucleotides long. RefSeq lists its product as uncharacterized. NCBI's taxonomy places the organism in Eukaryota, Fungi, Ascomycota, Sordariomycetes, Glomerellales, Glomerellaceae. The transcript has a single exon. The record is from RefSeq and is a predicted model, not a curated record. Bases 1 to 654 code for a protein of 217 amino acids.